GGUUAAGACCCGGAUGCAGACGUGAGUUUUCGGUUCAUUCGGCCAUUCCGCACUCGCGACUGUGCGUGGCGGGGCAGGUUGGAAUGGGUGAGCUGACAUGUGACGUGUUUGUGUGCGCCAGGUACAAGUUUCGCAGCUUCUGGGAUUGUGUUACGCAGACCAAGAACACGGAGGGAAUGCGAGGAUUCUGGCGGGGUAUGCGCCAUCAUGCUUCGAUUAUUUUGCGGCCCGGGUUUUUGUUGCCAAUGGGUUGGGCGGGAGGGGUUGUUGCUUCUCGGGAAACCCGUUGCUGAUGGAUCCAAUCUUUUGGGCGCAUGUCGACAGGUAGUCUCGCUCCCCUAGCGUCUGUCACUUUGGUCCGCACCGUAUCGUUUUCGAUCUAUUCCAAGUCGAAGCAGGUCUAUGCGGAGAUGCUGAAGCCGGUUCUCGGCCCGAGAUUGAUCUCGACCCCGAAUACGCCGCCGAAGCCGUGUAAUCCGAUCUACUGGUUCCUCUCGGGAGCGACCGCGGGCGGGGCGAUAACGUUCAUAGCCUGCCCUUUUGAGUUCACGAAGCUGUCCGCGCAGAUUGAGCUGUUUAUGCUUCGUUCGAAACGCUCGAGCCUCGACGACCCGAGCCAUAUCAGGAAGUACAAGCACAAAGGCACUCUUGAGGGCGCAAAGGAUAUCGUUAGGGCUAGGGGAUUACUGGGGCUGUAUUCCGGAUUCCAUCUACACUUUAUCCGUGACAGUCUUGGAACGGCAAUGUAUUUUACUUUUUACGAGACGGGUAAGGCGAUGUUUUCUUCUCCGGAAGGGCCGAGCACAUUGGGAAUCGCCGUUUCUGGUGGAUUGUGCGGACUUCUUUCCUGGGUUUUGAUAUAUCCCAUCGAUUCCGCCAAAUCGAUAUACCAGAGGGAUGUCUUGACGCACCCGCCGGGAAAGCCUUUGCCUAAGAGGCCGUUCAGGUUCUUCAACAGGCGGAUGUACCGUGGUCUCGGCGUGUCGAUGACUCGUUCUUGUAUCCUCAAUGCUGUGUUCUUUAGCAGCUACGAGUACAUCAAAGGCAGCGUCAACACCUUUGUAGACGAGUGAAGCCAGCAGGGCUCCGUUUUCUUUUUAUUCCAUCUAACUUGUUACCUGAUCUCAUUUCUUAGGCGCUCGGAGUGUCAUUUGGUUACGCCUUGAUUCGUUAUGGACAAUUGGGUCCAGGUGGGUAUUAUUUUUUAUUUUUUUUGGAGGGGAGGGGAAGGGGUGAGGAGAGGGUUUUUGGUUUCCUAAUCAUUUGGUUUCAUCUUUGUACAAUAUCAUUAUUACGACCGAUACGCGCAAAUGGUGGUUACAACACUUCCAGCUGCUGUCUGCCGAAGUGGGCUUUCGUCCAUUGUUCGAAUUGUCAGAUUUGAAAUGUGGGAUUGCCGACUUCAUUAUCAACCCCAGUUAGUUAGUCCCAGCCCUCACGUGAGUCGG
Molecule: messenger RNA, 1448 nt
Organism: Tricharina praecox
Lineage: Eukaryota; Fungi; Ascomycota; Pezizomycetes; Pezizales; Pyronemataceae
Product: mitochondrial carrier domain-containing protein
Exons: 6
Coding region: 315-1073 (252 amino acids)
Biological process (GO): transport
Molecular function (GO): transmembrane transporter activity
Source: RefSeq, a predicted model, not a curated record